This is a messenger RNA of Rotaria sp. Silwood1, 645 nucleotides long. NCBI's taxonomy places the organism in Eukaryota, Metazoa, Rotifera, Eurotatoria, Philodinida, Philodinidae. The record is from the annotation of a GenBank genome assembly.
AUGUACUUAUUAUCUUCAAAUGAUUUACCUGCAAUAUUUGAUAAAAUAUUUUCAAAUGAUUUAUCUCAUUUACAAUAUUGUUAUUUAUCGAAUAUGACGACGAUAAGAAGAACACGAGAAUGGAUACAAAUGACAUCAUUACGUUUUUUAGAAGUUGGACAUAUUAAUUUAUUUGAUUAUAAAUACAUUCUAUCAUUAUGUCCGAAUUUAUAUUCAUUUAAAUUUAUCAUAUCUACCGAGACUGAAAUACCUUCUGAUAUUAAAUCACAUUUAAAUAUUAAACGAUUAACAUUAAAAAAUGAUUUUUUUGCUCAUUCUUGGAAUGAUCAUGUUAUUAAAAGUUAUCUUUCAUGUGUACCCAAUCUCGAACAACUUUGCAUGUAUCGUCAUAUAUUCAGUUCAACUGUGAAAAACUGUUCAUUAAAUUAUGAUUGGUGUGCAUCAUUAAUUAGUUCGUAUUUACCAUCACUUCAUCGAUUUAGUUUCUAUUUACAUCUGAUUGAAUUAAACUAUGUCGAUAUAGAUAAUAUUCUUUUUCAAUUAGUAGAAAAUUUUCGAUCUCAUCGUAACACUAGAUGUCAAUCUUGCUUUGUUAUACAAUACUCACAGAUGCAGAAUAUUCUCUCGCCAAAAUUCCUUAUGUAA